CAAUGGUACGGAAGUGGAGGAAGCAAGAAGAUGACCUGCGCCAAGUAAAGAAGACUAAACAGAGUUUCCGAGGGAACAAAGCGAGAUGGCCACAGUUAGAGGACAAACUUGAACAGUGGGUUGUUGAACAGAGAGCAGCAAGUAGAAGCGUCUCUACAGUCACUAUUCGAAUGAAGGCAACAGCGCUAGCACGGGACAUGAACAUCGAUGAAUUUCGAGGCGGUCUUUCUUGGUGCUUUCGUUUUAUGAAAAGACGUAAUCUCUCCAUCCGCACACGAACUACCGUCUCGCAGCAACUGCCAAAAGAUUACCAAGAAAAGCUGGUCACUUUCCGCACAUACUGCAAAAAGAAGAUUACUGAAAAGAAGAUCCGGCCAGAGCACAUCACCAACAUGGACGAGGUUCCACUCACCUUUGAUAUUCCCGUGAACCGCACUGUGGAGAAAACGGGGACCAGUACGGUGUCUGUACGCACCACAGGGAAUGAGAAGUCAUCCUUCACUGUAGUUCUCGCCUGCCAGGCUAAUGGCCAGAAACUUCCACCCAUGGUUAUUUUCAAGAGGAAGACCUUGCCAAAAGAAAACUUUGCAGCCGGCCUAGGCAUCAAAGCUAACCCGAAGGGUUGGAUGGAUAGGGAAAGAUGAGUGGCUGAGAGAAAUUUACGUCAAGAGACCGGGUGGCUUUUUCCACACAGCUCCGUCCCUAUUGAUCUACGACUCCAUGCACGCCCAUAUAACCGAUGCUGUCAAAAAACAAGUGAAGCAAAAUAAUUCGGAGCUUGCCGUCAUUCCGGGUGGAUUAACUAAAGAACUCCAGCCGCUCGAUAUUGGUGUCAACAGGGCGUUCAAAGCUAGACUGCGAGCUGCGUGGGAGCAGUGGAUGACAGAAGGCGAACACACGUUCACCAAGAUGGGGAGACAGCACCGGGCGACUUACGCCACUAUCUGCCAAUGGAUCGUGGAUGCCUGGGCUGAUAUAUCAGUCUCAACUGUGGUCCGAGCUUUCACAAAGGCAGGAAUAAUCUCUGAACUGCCAGGCAACAGCAGCGACACUGACUCGGAUAAUGACGAGGGGGAGCCGGGCAGGUUGGAUGCCGUAGUCGCCCAACUGUUCAAUUCGGACAAGAAUUCGAGGGAUUUGUGGACGGGGAAUGAACUGAAAAAUUGAUAUGACCAACGUCCCAAAUGCUUCAAAUGGCAGCAGGAGCACUGCAUGUGACCGUAGAUAAUGUGGCAGACGCAUCCUAUCCGAACCUCUGAACUAGCCGUCGCACGUUUUGGAUUUGGUGCUGAGGUGCUAAGUGAGUUUGACUGCUAUGAAGAUUUGCCAGAACAACGCUGGAUCCGCUGCGGAGUCAGCUGCUGUCUGGGGGGCCUCCGCUGCUAUGGUUUGCACUCCGCCCCUGAUGGAGUUAGAUUUUCAGUUGAGAAAAUGUUAA
Esox lucius (northern pike) is the source of this 1438-nucleotide messenger RNA. RefSeq names its product pogo transposable element with KRAB domain. NCBI's taxonomy places the organism in Eukaryota, Metazoa, Chordata, Actinopteri, Esociformes, Esocidae. Gene Ontology annotation, molecular function: nucleic acid binding. The record is from RefSeq and is a predicted model, not a curated record. The coding region runs from base 721 to 1167 and encodes 148 amino acids. The transcript has 2 exons.